Molecule: messenger RNA, 11409 nt
Organism: Drosophila grimshawi
Lineage: Eukaryota; Metazoa; Arthropoda; Insecta; Diptera; Drosophilidae
Gene: rno
Product: PHD finger protein rhinoceros
Exons: 8
Coding region: 229-10968 (3579 amino acids)
Biological process (GO): regulation of transcription by RNA polymerase II
Source: RefSeq, a predicted model, not a curated record
GCAUCCUCAGCAACAACAUCAGCAGCAACAACAACCGGCUGUGUGGUUGUGGUGUCGCCAGUUGUGGCCUUAAGCAUGUAGUCGCACUUGGCACGCGGGAGGUCAAAGUAGCACAAGGGAACACCGACGGUUCCUCGACGGAUAAACCCAAACAACACACCCACACACACACACACAUAUUACAAAUACUAAGAAAAUCGUACACACAAAACACAACACCAAUGAAAAAUGUCACAAAGAGGUAAACGCGGUAAUCAGCAGCAGCAGCAGCAGACGCCGCAGCAGCAACAACAGCAACAGCUGCAGUUGCAGCCGCCGCAGCAGCAACAGCGACAAGAUGUUGAACCGCAACCGCCGCCCACAAAGCGACGCAAAGGUCGUCCGCCCAAUGGAGCCGCAACUGCAACAGCAACAACAUCCGCAUCAACAACAACAACAAGUGGAACAGCAGCACCAGCAGUUGUCCCUGCCAAAGGACCUGCGCUGCUGGAGCCACAGGAGCAGCAGCAGCAGCAACAAAGCAGUAGUCAGCAGGCCAAGUCAACAUCGAAGCUGCCGGGCAAGGCCAAGAUGGCCAGCAAAAGUAAAUCGCAGAGCAGCAGCAGCAACAGCAGCAAUAGCAAUAUCAACAACAACAACAAUAACAACAACAGCAGCAGCAGCGCGUGGCAAGCACGAUCCGUCGCGGAUAUUAAAAUGUCGAGCAUCUACAAUCGCAGCUCCACAGAGGCGCCAGCGGAACUCUAUCGCAAGGAUCUCAUUAGCGCAAUGAAAUUGCCAGACUCAGAGCCGUUAGCAAACUAUGAGUAUCUAAUUGUAACCGAUCAGUGGAAGCAGGAAUGGGAGAAGGGCGUACAGGUGCCAGUCAAUCCCGAUUCGCUGCCCGAGCCAUGUGUCUAUGUGCUGUCCGAGCCGAUAGUGUCGCCAGCGCAUGACUUUAAACUUCCAAAAAAUCGUUUCCUGCGCAUCACCAAAGACGAACACUACUCGCCGGAUCUGCAUUGUCUGACGAAUGUUGUUGCCCUGGCGGAGAACACAUGUGCCUAUGACAUUGAUCCCAUCGAUGAGUCCUGGCUGCGUCUCUACAAUGGCGAUCGUGCCCAAUGCGGCGCAUUUCCCAUCAAUGAAACGCAAUUCGAGCGCGUCAUCGAGGAGCUGGAGGUGCGCUGCUGGGAACAGAUUCAGGUCAUACUUAAGCAGGAGGAGGGUCUGGGUAUUGAGUUUGAUGAGAAUGUUAUAUGUGAUGUUUGUCGCUCGCCCGACUCCGAGGAGGCCAACGAAAUGGUAUUCUGUGAUAAUUGCAACAUCUGCGUGCAUCAGGCUUGUUACGGCAUUACAGCGAUUCCAUCAGGCCAAUGGCUUUGUCGCACCUGCUCCAUGGGCAUCAAGCCGGACUGUGUGCUCUGUCCGAAUAAGGGCGGCGCGAUGAAAUCCAACAAAUCAGGCAAACAUUGGGCGCAUGUCUCGUGCGCCUUAUGGAUACCGGAAGUGAGCAUUGGCUGUGUGGAUCGCAUGGAGCCGAUAACAAAAAUCUCAAGCAUUCCGCACAGUCGCUGGGCAUUGAUCUGUGUACUUUGUCGCGAGCGUGUCGGCAGCUGUAUACAGUGUUCGGUGAAGACGUGCAAGACUGCGUACCAUGUCACCUGUGCGUUCCAGCACGGACUCGAGAUGCGUGCCAUCAUCGAGGAGGGCAACUCGGAGGAUGGUGUCAAGCUGCGUUCGUAUUGUCAAAAGCAUAGCAUGAGCAAGGGCAAAAAGGAGGGUGCCUCCUCUUCGCACACAUCUGCCUCCGCCGCUGCUGCAGCAGCCUCCAGCUGCUUGCAGAAGAACAACAACAACAAACUCGCUAGCCAUUCAACGUCAAAGGGCGAUGAGCAUCAUACGGCGGGCGCCAAGGGUGAGGAUCAUCGCAGGCGCAAACAACAUCGCAAGAACGACAUGACCUCCGAGGAGCGCAAUCAGGCGCGAGCGCUCCGAUUGCAGGAGGUGGAGGCGGAAUUUGAUAAGCAUGUGAAUAUUAAUGACAUUAGCUGCCAUCUGUUCGACGUGGACGAGGAUGCAAUCGAAGCCAUUUACAACUAUUGGAAGCUGAAGCGUAAAUCGCGACACAAUCGCGAACUCAUACCGCCCAAAUCGGAGGAUGUGGAGAUGCUGGCACGCAAGCAGGAGCAACAAGAUAUGGAGAAUCACAAGCUGGUUGUGCAUCUGCGACAGGACUUGGAGCGUGUGCGCAAUCUCUGCUAUAUGGUUAGUAGGCGUGAGAAACUUUCGCGUUCGUUGUUCAAGCUGCGCGAGCAGGUAUUCUACAAGCAGCUCGGCGUGCUCGAUGAGUCCGUGCAGCAGGGCAACCAAAGCACAACGGAGCAACAGCAGCAGCUGCAGCAGAAGGAUUUGCAACGACCCGCACUCAAUACAGAAGCGAUCAUUUAUGCGAAUGAUGGACCGACGCUGUACGAUCGCUUCUACAGCUCAGCGGAUCAGUUAACUGUGCCGGCGCAGUACAAGAGCUUGGAGUACAUACUGGAGCAGCUGAUGGGCAAGGUGCAGGCACGUGGACGCGCCUCCCAAUCGCCCAACAAGCGCAAGCAGCAGCAACAGCAGACGGUUGCUGCAACGGCGAAGGGUUCGCCCAAAAAGAAACUCAACAAUGGUGCAAUAACAACAACAUCGGCCGCAAAUAAGGCCGCCAAGCCACGUGGCUCGCCAAGGGCGCCAUUAACGGCGUCCACGGCGAUGCCGUGUGCGGGGAGGCGUGCCUCAAAGAGUGACAAGGCAGCAACGACAACAACAACGACAACGUCGUCGUCGUCGAGCCACCAUAAUAAAUCGCAUCCACUUAAAUCAGCAGCUGUUGCGGCUGCGUCCGCCCCAACGUCUAGCGGCAGUUCAUCAUCGGCUGAUUCCAGCUCGGCGCGCAGUAGUCGGAGCAGCAGCCGAAGUCGCAGCCGGAGUCGCAGUCGGAGUCGGAGUCGAAGUGAUGGUGCCAGCAGCAGCAGUUCCUCGUCUUCGAACAGCAACAGUGAUUCCGCCACCGAUAGCCAUAGUGGAAGAGCGAGAACGGGUACGGGAGCGGGAGCAGCUAGUAAACCGAGUCGAAAGCAAUCGUAUGCGAGGAGCGUUGAGCAGCGACAGAAGCAGCGGCAGCGACGUCAAAGUGAGGCAGCUGCGCGUGCUUCUGCGGCGUCUGCCGAUGCCCGAUCAGCGGCGACAAGCAGCAGCAGUUCCUCCAGCGAUGAAGAUGAGCGUCAUCCGACCGUCGAACGGAAGCGUGUCAACAGUAGCAGCAAGCAGUCAGCAGUACCUGCCAAAGUCCAAGCAACUAAGUCAAAGCAUAGCACAACAGCUACAGCAGCAACCACAACAACAACGGCAAGAAGAAAGCUUGCGAGUAAUGGAGCAACUGCAUCCACAGCAGCGUCCACAGCGACACGUGGCCUUGCUCAGAUGGACAAGGAGAUGCGUCAACGGGACGCCGGCAGUCUGUCCAGCGAUGAAAGCGAGGAGCUGCUGCCGGUGAAGCUCGCCGAUUCGCGAAAUUCGCGCACUCAACCAGGCAGCGCCAACAACAAUGCGCGAACAACAACAGCUAUGACAUCCGCAACAGCAACAGCAGCAGCAGCGAAUAGUGCGACAACAGCAGCAACAAGUCGCAAAUUGGCGCAGCACAUUUACUCCGAUUCCGAUAGCUCCACGUCGACGGUGUCGCAGCGGGAGGAGGCCGACGAGGACGACGACGAGGUGGAGGAGGAGAUGGAACUGGCGGCUGUGGAGAGCAAUGUGAGCGAUUCACAAAAUCAACAAACGAUACGCACUAAGGCGGCUAUGAAGGAGUUUGUGCCAGGUACAACAGCAGCGGCAGCAGCAGCAACAGCAACACCAGUUGCAACAGCAGCAUCAGCAAAAACAGCAGCAACAACAGCAGCAACAGCUGCAACAAGCAAAGCCAAAGCCAACACUAAGAAGAGCAAUGCAACAGCCGCCUUUUCAGCUGUGGAUCUGCUGGUGGUGCCACAACGUCAAGCGGCUAAAAAGGCCUCCGAGAAUAUGCGCAUCUCUACGAAUCUCGCCACAGCGCUGCCCGAUGCCAGCGAACGUCUACGCGAACCGGAACCAAGCGCAGCCAGUGCCAAUGCCAACAGCAGCAGCAACAGCAACAGUGGCGCCAAGAGUAAGGCAAAGGAAACUGCCUCGCGGCUGGCGGCAGAGGAUAAAGCAACGCGGCCGAAGGAGCUGCAAAAGGCAGCGGGCAAAUCAGCGGGUGCGGAAACAACAGCAGAGCGAGGGAAACGCGGCAGACCACCGAAGGUGCAAAAGGACAAGGAGAAAGAGAAGGAGAAGGAGAAAGAAAAGGAGAAGGAAAAGGAAAAAGAGAAACCCGCAACAACAACAUCGACAUCCACGCCUGCUGCAGCGCGGAAUAAUGAGGUGGCCAAGCUGCAAAACUUUGCCGUUUCGUAUGUGCCACAGCGACAAGCGGCCAAAAAGGCUGCCGAGCAGCUGAAGAGCAGCGGUGCCGCCUUGGGCAAAUCCAACCUCGACACACAGAGCGAUGAGGCAGUAACAAGUGGAGCAGCAACAGCAACUACAACAGCAACCGCAGCAACAUCCGUAACAACAACACCACCUAAAGCAACAGCUCCUGCAGCCAAGCAGCAAACCACAACACCUGCGCGACGCGCCUCGCUCAAAGAGACACAAAAGCGUCGACCCAAGGAGCUGAUUACGCCCGUCAAGCAGAGCAUCGCAGCGCCCAAUCUGUCCAGUUCGAGUUCCGGUGAUAGCGACAGCAGCAGCAGCAAUUCGAGCAGCAACAGCGAUAGUUCCAGCAGCGGCAGCGCCAGCGAUUCGGACUCCGAUAGCGAUGCAGUGCCCGAGAAGCGCAAACCAGCAGCCACAGCAGCAGUUGGAGCAACUGCAGCAGCAGCAGCAACAACAACCUCAGCGGCCAGUUCCUCAUCGACGGUGCCAAAGCGUUCGCCGCGCAAAUCGCUGGAUAAACCGCAUACAGCGACUCCGCUGGCCAGCAGAACACGUCAGAAUUCUACCAAUAAAUCGCCAAAGAGAACGCCCGUCAAAGCCGUGCCGGAAGUGAGUCCAAAGAUUACGCCAGCUUCCUCAGCCGUUGUCUCAGCCAAAUUAAGUGCAGCCCAGCGACGCAAAUCCUCGCUAGACGAUGUGUCCAACAAGCAACAAGCAGCGCCCGAGCAGCUGAGCAAGCGGGCAACACGCAAUUCCAAAUCGCGACCACCCUCACCCAUUGCAGUGCCCCUAGCGCCCAAAUCCUCGUCAGAAAAGUCAACAACAACAGCUGCCGCUGUCAACAGGCGCAAAUCACGCGCCGAUGAAUCACCGAAGAAGACGCCACCGAAUCUGGAGCACGAGAUAGCGCAACGCAAGGCGGCAACGGGACGAACGACGAGUGCACUAGACAAGCUGCUGGAUAAGAAGCAGCAGCAGCUGAACAACGCAGCGCCAGCAGUAGCAACUUCAACAGCAACUCCCACGCCGUCUAAGUUGGCGCCGGAGCCAAGCCAAGCGGUUCCAGCAGCCCCAGCCACAGUUCAAGCCGAAGCAGAACCCAUUGUUGAGCCAGCGUCAGCGCCUGCGCCUGCCGCAACACUGAUUACACCGGCGCCCGCCAACGAGGCCGGUGAGCAGCCCAUGGAUAUUGAUGAGGAGUUGACCACCGCACCCACGCACACCCAGCUCUCGGCGAAUGCCAGCAAGCUGGCAGAGCUGAGCGCCGACAUUGAUGAGCGACCGCCAGCUGCACCGUUGCCCGCCUCACCAACGCCGACGCCCUCGAACGAUGAGUUGUCCGACGACGAUGAUGACGAUGACGACGACGAUGACGAGGCGGCGGGCAGUGAGCACAGCGAACGCAGACGCAGCAAUCGCUGGCGUUCCCGACGGCGACGGCGACGAACGCGCGACGAGGAUGAGGAGGAGGAGCACACACAUCACACCCAGCAUCUGCUCAAUGAGAUGGAAAUGGUGCGUGAACUGGAGGAGGAGCGCAAGAAUGAGCUGGCGAAUGCCAGCAAAUAUUCUGCAUCCACAUCAUCCCCAGCGGUAACAGUGAUACCACCCGAACCUCCCGAGAUUAUUGAGCUCGACUCGAAUUCCAAUUCGGCGGAGCAGCAGCAGCAGCAGACGCCGCAGGAGCUACAAUUGCCGGAGCCCCCCGUUGUGGUUCCACUUGCAGUACCCGUUCCAGUUGCAAUUCCAGUUGCAAUUCCAGUUGCAGCUGCUGCUCCUGCACCGCCGCCACCACCACCGCCAUCUGCCUGUGCCGCCCUGGAGCUGGAUGCAGCGCAUCAGCCCAUUGUGGAUGCCAUUCUCGAAAUGGAGGACAGCAAAUAUGCAAAUAAUUAUGCCUCCAACAUGGCCAGCGUUGCUCAGGUGCUCAAUCCACCGAAUUCGGGACCCAUGACCAGUCUGCUGCAUGCUGCAGGCAACAGCAACAGUUGCAUCGAGGAGGACAGCACACUGGCCACACGCAAUCUUGUCGAGAAACUGAGAAAGACAAAACGCAAAGCGGUGGCCGAUGAGUGCAAGGAGCCAAUGGAUCUGUUGCCACCCACACCCGCCAUCCCAUCCGUGUUUCCCUUUCACAAUGCAGCCGAUCCCGAGGAUAUUAUACUCGCCCAAAAGGAGCUGCAACAACAGCAGCAGCAGCAGCAACAACAGCAGCAGCAACACCAAGCUCAGCAGCAGGUGCAAAGUUGUUUGUUUAGCAGCUCGGCACCCAAUUCGGUGGCCAGUCAGAUGACCAUCAAGGAUUCACCGCUGACCGCGAACAGUGGCGGCAGCUAUGCGAAUAGUUUGACAAAUACACCCAAUGCCACGCCCACCACAAAUGCGACCAGCAACAACAAUCUGGCCUACGCAAAUGUCAACUAUCAGGCCACCCAGGCAGCGCUCAGCUGUUACCUCAACAAAUCCUCGCCACAAACACCGCAACAACAACAACAGCAGCAGCAGCAACUCCUCAAAGCAAGCAAUGGACAACAAGUGGCGACGGCGGCAACAACGCCAACGCCGACGCCCGACUUUGUCGAUCUGGCAGCGGCUGCCGUCAAGAACAGCCUCAGCAGCUAUGUGGGCUCAACGCCAGGCGGUGCACUGCCAGCGCAGACGCCCUCAUCGCAGCUGCCCAGCGGUGGCAACAACAGCAAAUUGAGUGACUACGAUGAAAACACACGAAUGCAGUCGCCAUUUGGACGCAUGCAGCGCUGGAAUGAGAAUGAUUUGAUUGCCGCCCGACGCAGCAGUUCGCCCAGCUCCGUCUCCGAGUCGAAUGAUCAGCCGCCGACAGCAGCAGCGGCGACAACAACGCUGCCAGCAGCAGCCAACUCGAGCAGCAGCAACAACAACAAUAACAACAACAGCGCCAGCAGCAACAACAACAACAAUAAUAGUGGAAAUGCAAGUGUCGCCUCCUUUGGCAGUCAUACGCCGCUGGUUAACGGCAUUGAUCCCAUGUCCAUGUACAACAGCAAUGCACAGCAUCAGCAACAGCAGCAGCAGCAGACGACGCCAACACAUCAGCAAAGGACGCCGAAUGCCCAAUUCAAUGGCAGCAUUUAUCCACAAUUUACAGCACUGUUGCAACAACAGCAGCAACAACAGCAGCAGCAGCAGCAGCCUGUUGUUGAAUCCUCCAGUCAAGUGUUGUACGGUUCGCAGCCGGCCACUCCGUAUGUGAGCACGCCGUAUGCCACGCCCAAUCUGACGUUGACCACAACGCCCAAUCAUCAAUAUCAGUUGACCUCACCGGUGGAUGGCAGCUAUCCGGGCGGAAUGCUCGGCAGUUGUGCCGAGCAACAGUUGACGCCGAUGGUGCAACCAGUGCCGUUGGAGUCGUUAACGGUACCGCUGCCCUUACCAGUAACGGUGCCCGUACCCACGCCUCUACCACUGCCCACCAGUAAGGACAACAUCUCGCCCAGCAAACGCAGAAUCAAUUCCAAGCAGCACAAGCAGCAGCAACAACAACAGCAGCAACAGCAGCAGCAACAACAGCAGCAGCAGCAGCAGCAACACAAAUCUCCACAGCUGCCGCAGGGCAAGUCACCCGGCAAAUCACCUGCUUUGCAUCCACCAGCUACACCUGUCGUCACGCCCACCGCUGUUGCUGCCACAGCUGCAGCAACAACACCUGCCACACCCGCCAAAUACGAUCCGUUGACGCACACGUUGACGGGCAAGUUGCGUCAGCGUGCGCCACGUGGCAGUGGCGCCGCAGCUGGCACUCGUGGACGUGGUCGGGGCCGGGGUCGUGGUCGGGGCGGAAGUUCGGCAAGCGCAAUGCUGCCACUGCCGCCACCAAUGUCCGAUUAUGGCAGCAAUACGCACAUCGUUAACAAUCUGGUUGGCACCCCCUUCGAGUUCAACAACUACGACGAUGAGCUGGCCGGACCAGGUGUGGAGAAUCUGCAAUCGUUGCGUCGACGCAGCUUCGAGCUGCGUACGGCACCCAAUGCAGCGGCGGCGGCAGCAGCAGCAGGAGCAACGGGCGGUGGUGCAACCACCACCAGCUACUCAAGUUGCAAGCUGCGCGGACAGAACAAAGCACAGCCGCCGCUGUUGCAACCAGUGCUGCCGGGUCCCGUGGAUAUGCGCACCUAUAACCUGGGCUUUGAGGCACCGCACAGCACCGCCUCCCAGGAGGCAUACCAAAACAAUCUGCUGGGUGCCUUCGACUCGGGUACGGCGGAUCAGACGCUCAGCGAAUUCGAUGAGGAGGAUGAGCGACAAUUUCAAUCCGCAUUGCGUGCCACGGGCACCACCACAACCACCAGCAACAACAACAGCACAACCAACACCAGCACCAGCAGCAGCAACAAUAACAACAACAAUCAUCACAGCAGCAAUAAUAGCUCACCCACCAAACUGGUUGGUGCAACUGGAGUGGUUGGCCUGGCAACGGGCAUGCCUGCGGUGCCGGGCAGCAGUCUGCUGAACAGUGGUGCGCUCCACUCCAGCGAGGCGAAUCAAGCGGCGCCAAUUAGUACACUGAUUGUGCCCGAAUUGGUGCCCAACAUGGAGGUCUCACUGGAGGCGACUUCCGAGGAGGUGUCCAUAGAUUCGGAUACCACGACGCUGACCACCAAGGCUUCGCUGUCGGAUGCACGCAAUCAGCUCAAGCUGAAGAUAAAGGGACCACUCGCCUAUCCAGAUCUCCACUAUGGCAGCGCCACGAACAGCAGCUGCCUCUCGAGUGGCUCGCUGGUGCAGACGCAGGUGGUGCAGACUACAAUCACGACACAACUCAAUGCGACUGUGGCAAGUAGCACCGCUUCCGUUAGCGGCAAUUCACGGCGUAUGCGCAAGAAGGAGCUGCUCAGUUUGUAUGUGGUGCAGAAGGAUACGCUGAAUGAUGAUAGCUCGUGUGGCUUGCCAGCUGCCUCGGGCUCUUUGCCACUAGAGAAUAUGCGCAAGUCGGAUGCCAGCGAGCUGGAUGAGGAUCAGAUAACGGCUGCAACUGCCGCCAAUUCGAAACGUUUCAAGAAGAACUCGAUCAGCAGGGAGCUGCGUGCGCUGGACGCCGUCAAUGCCGUACUGGACGAGCACUCGUUGCCGCUCACUGCCGGUGGAGUAGGAGUUCCCGGUGGUGUUGCUGGUGGUGCUGCGGGCAAUGAUGGCAGGCGGCGCAGCGCUUGCAGCACGGGCAGUGUGGAUAAUGGUAAGACCGGUGCGGCAAGCAGUGCGGGCAAGCGACGUGGACGUAGCAAGACGCUCGAGGGCAGCGAAGAUGAUCACCCCAAGCUGAUGAUUAAGCUGCGAGGUUUGCCAGCGGCUAGUGAAACGAAUGCGAACCUGGCAGCCGGACUCAAUCUGGGUGCGGAGGGUGGCAGCAGCAGCUACAGCUACGAGAUGACGCGACGCGCCUGUCCGCCCAAGAAGCGAUUGACCAGCAAGUACAGCACGCCGACGCUGGAGGAGAUCAGGCGCGACUCGAUGAACUUUCGCAAGACGGUGAUGCGUGCCUUUGACAAGGGCGACGACAGCAGUAACAAUAAACGCGAAGUCUCCGGCGACAAUGAGACGCUGCUCGUCAAGCCGAAGAAGUCGAAGCGCGACAAGAAGGAGAAGAAGCGUCACAAGCAGCAGCAACAGUUGCUGCUGAACAGUCUGCACAGCACCACAAUGACAACCACACUGAUUGAGAACACCAUCAGCAACUCGCCCGGCGAGAAGCCAAAGCUCAUCUUGCGGAUUAACAAGCGCAAAACGGAGACGACAACGACGACGACGGCGACGCCACAACAGGAGCCACAAGUGGAGGCGCCACUGCGCAUGAAAAUUGCACGCAUCUCUGCUGGUGGCGGCUACGUGAUUGGCACCAAAACGGAUGCCAAGGAACAAACGACAACAACAACAACAGCGACACCAACGACAACAGUUGUCUCCUCGCCUGCAGCAGCAGCAGUUGCUGAGUUGCCACUGCCACUGGUGCCAGAUGUUGCCUCACCUUGUGGACUGUUGCCGAACAGUUUCACGCCACAUUCGCAGAAUGCGAAUGCAUCGCCAGCGUUGCUGGGCAAGGAUGCGAGUACUCCGUCGCCGCCCUGCCUGGUCAUUGAUUCCAGCAAGAGUGCCGAUGUGCAUGAUUCAACCUCGUUGCCCGAGAGUGGUGUGAGUGGUGCAAGUGGUUCAGCAAUGACAGCAAUGACAGGUGGUGUUGGUGGUGGUGUUGGUGUAGCCAAUUCUGUUGUGGUUGCCGGACCAACAUCGCCGCUGUGCGUCAAUGUGGGCAACUAUGACAAUAGCAACAAUUCGCUGCCCUCCGCCAGUGGUUCGGGUUCGAGCAAUUCGUGCAACAGUAACUCGAACAACAACAACAAUAACAGCAAUAACAACAACAACAACAACAACAAUAAUAAUAAUAAUAACAACAACAACAGCAGCCGUGGUGGAGCCGGCGGUUUACUUCCAUUGAAAAAAGACUGUGAGGUUAGAUGAUAAUCAGCGAACGAGCGACCAAGUGUUAAAUCGAUCAAUCCAAAGAUCGUUUACUUCCAGCAGCAACAAGUGUCCUAAAACCAAAACCAAAACCCAAACACCCAUCCCAAACCCCCUUCCCAAAUCACCCCUAUUAUCCACGUGCCCCCUUUUAAAAGUUGUACAGCACUCGAAGCAGCAGCACCCAAAACUAUAUAAAAAUUGUACAGUUAGUUCGUAAGUUGACAGAAAGCCCAACUCUCUCUUUAUCUCGUCCCCAGCUUUGUUCUACACAACAAACAAACAAGAUAUUAUAUACCCUAUAUAUAAAUAGCAUAUUUACAGCGAUGCCUCACAUUGCGGGAGGAUUAACGAACUACAAAAGCAAAAGCAAGAAAAUCACUAAUGCAUAACUGUACAUUUUAAUUAAAGCGAAUUUUAUAUAUAUGUAUAUAUAUAUAA